AUGGAUGUUUCAGAAAUAACGAAUUCAUCGACAAAACUUAUUAAAAUUGAUGAAGUCAAAUCAACAGCUCGAAAACAAAGAGUGGCAGCGCAUAGUCAUGUUAAAGGUUUAGGAUUGUAUCCUGAAACAUAUACUGCUAAAAAUUUAGCCAGCGGAUUUAUUGGUCAAGUGGAAGCUCGAGAAGCAGCUGGUAUAAUUGUCGACUUAAUAAAAACGAGGCGUAUGGCCGGACGAGCUGUUCUUUUGGUUGGACCUCCAGGCACCGGAAAGACAGCAAUAGCAUUGGCUAUGGCACAGGAAUUAGGCGACAAGAUUCCAUUUUGCCCUAUGGUCGGAUCAGAAGUAUUCUCAUCAGAAGUUAAAAAAACAGAAAUACUUAUGGAAAACUUCCGUCGCUCAAUAGGUCUUCGUGUAAGGGAAAAGAAAGAAGUCUAUGAAGGUGAAGUAACUGAAUUGGUACCAGUUGAAGUUGAUAGUUCAAGUGGAACUUAUGGGAAGACUAUAUCACAUAUACUUUUAACACUGAAAACAACUAGAGGUACUAAACAGCUGAAAUUAGAUCCUACUAUUUACGACAGCAUUUUGAAGCAACAUAUCGAAUUGGGUGAUGUUAUAUAUAUUGAAGCAAAUACGGGUGCAGUAAAGCGAUUAGGACGCUGUGAUGUUUAUGCCACUGAAUUCGACUUAGAGGCUGACGAAUUUGUUCCUUUACCUAAAGGUGAUGUUCACAAAUCGAAGGAAGUAGUUCAGGAUGUGACAUUACAUGAUCUGGAUGUUGCAAAUGCGCGUCCUAAAGGUGAAGGUGGAGAUAUGUUAUCUUUGCUAGGCCAGCUAGUCAAACACAAAAAGACCGAAAUUACUGAUCGUCUUCGCAACGAAAUAAAUGCGGUCGUUAAUGAUUACAUUGAUCAGGGAAUAGCUGAAUUAAUGCCUGGUGUUCUCUUUAUUGAUGAAGUUCAUAUGUUAGACAUCGAAUGUUUCACUUAUCUACAUCGUGCUCUGGAAAGUACCAUUAGUCCUAUUGUUAUAUUUGCUACCAAUCGCGGACGAUCUAAAGUGCGUGGCACUGAAGUGUUUUCAACCCAUGGAAUUCCAUCAGAUUUGCUUGAUCGUAUUCUUAUAAUUACAACGAAACCUUAUAAAUUCGACGAAAUUUUGGCAAUAGCCAGAAUUCGUGCGGAAGCAGAAGCAGUUCAAAUUGAUGAGGAAGCACUUAAUUUUCUUGGUGAAAUAGGAGUAAAAACUUCCUUGAGAUAUGUAACUCAACUAUUGACGCCUGCGAAAUUAUUGGCUCAGGUAAACGGACGCGACUUCGUUUCGUUUGAUGACAUAAAACAGUGUUCGGAAUUAUUUAUUGAUGGAAUACGAUCUUCUCAAAUAAUUCUCGCUGAACAAGCUGCUAAUGCUGAAUCUAUAAUGAAAACAAAUAGCACUGAAACACCAAUGGAAACUGAUAGUCGUUAA
Dracunculus medinensis (Guinea worm) is the source of this 1464-nucleotide messenger RNA. NCBI's taxonomy places the organism in Eukaryota, Metazoa, Nematoda, Chromadorea, Rhabditida, Dracunculidae. The record is from the annotation of a GenBank genome assembly.